Polypterus senegalus (gray bichir) is the source of this 2348-nucleotide messenger RNA. It is a transcript of the gene cdpf1, whose product is annotated as cysteine rich DPF motif domain containing 1. The record is from RefSeq and is a predicted model, not a curated record. The transcript is spliced from 6 exons. Bases 612 to 959 code for a protein of 115 amino acids. Lineage: Eukaryota; Metazoa; Chordata; Cladistia; Polypteriformes; Polypteridae.
CUUUCAGAAGUGAUGCAAUUAAUUUUUUUUAUUAAUCUAUAAACUUCAUAGAAUGUGCACGCAGUCGAAAAAAAACAAAUGAAAUCACUAUUUUGUUGACCAGCCUGUGCCUUAAAAUAGAAGUAGUUCUCAUGGAUCCAUUUGCAUGCACUUUCUAAAGAUCCUAAUGUGGCAAGUUCCACUGCAGACGGUCUGCGAGUCUCUCUGUCUUGGCAAGAAAUCCCAGACUGGCUCAGUGAUGUCGAGAUCAGGGCCCAAUGCGGGCCAUACCAUCUGUUGCUGUCUUCUCUUUUCACUGGAGGUAGUUUUUUUUUCUUAAUUAUAUUGGCUGUGAUUUGACGGCCACUGCCAUGCUGCUGAAUGAAGUUUUGACCAAUAAGAUGCCCUCCUCAUGGUACUGCAUAGAAGUGUAACCUCCAUCAUGCUUCAUUGACGCCUGCUGAUGGUCAUCCAUGUAUCAUUUGGUGGGCAAACUACCUUCACAUUUUGACUCAUCACUCCAGACCACCUGCUGCUGUUUUCCUGAAGUCCAGUCCUUUUGUUCUUUGUGUGUAGCAUAACUAGAGCACUGCUUCCAGAUUCAACUGUGACAUACCGUCUUACUUUAAGAGAUGGAACAUGCUGAGGGAACUAUCAAGGAGCAACUUUUCAGUUGUGAUCUUUGUGGGCUAACCUCUCCAUUUAGCUAUUAUGGACAAAAACCACCAAACACUAGAUCCAUUGUCCUCUUAGAGGAAUGUUAUGUUAUGAAGGACCCCUUCAGCCCGGAGAAAGAUAAAUUUAUGAUCAUUGGCUCACGCUGCAGCUUAUGCAACAAAAAUGUUUGUGUUGGAAUGGAAUGUAGCCUGUUUUACACUAAGAGGUUUUGUCUUCCAUGCGUCAACAUUCAUUUCAAAGAGUUUCCAGAUCAAGUCCAAAUGGAAAUUGCAAAAAGGAAGCAAGGUUACAAGAAUCAGUGAUCAAACAUGACUUAUUCCAGCAUGUUGCAGGACCAGCUGAUACUUUUUGUCAGUGUACAAAAGUGCUCUAUCAAAUUUGUUCUCAAUGAGAAUAACAGUCACAGGUACAAGACUGUAAAUGAAUACCCUGUAUGAAUGAAUAAAUAAAGCUUAUGCUAUACAGCAUUAGUGUAGUCGUAGACCAUAUUGUUUCACAUAGCUAUUUAAAAGAGAGUACCUUAAAAAUGUAUACUUCUUUUCAAAUUUAAAAAGAAAAACUAUGUAGAAAAAUGGAGAUUGUUUUCCUAGAGGUGAAACAUUAUGUAAGUAAAUUCCUUUUAAACACUGAUGACAGCACACUGUAUUCAUAAACAAUGAUAUUUAAACCCAAAUGUACUUACCAGUAUUUUCUUUCAAAGUAAAGCUUGGCACAUUGCAGAAAGAUCAAAUGUUCAAUGCUGCUGCCUCUUUGUUCCAAGCUCAAUGUGUCAAUUCCUGACCCAGUUGGUGUCAAUAUGGAGCCUUGCCCAUUCUCUUCAUGGUUGAUUGCGUUUACUCCUGGUGCACCAGUUUCUUUACACAUCCCAAUGACAUGCAUGUUAGAUUUGAUGACAACUCUAAAUUGGCCCAGUAAAAGAGCGUACUGUACAUGUAGAUAUUACUGUACCUUCUAGCGAAUGAGAAGCCAAAAGCUGGUUGAUUUGUGCUUUGUCCUUGGAGCAUCCUGAAUAUGCUGCACUUCCUUAGAAACCUGUAAUAUAAAAGAAGAAGGACAGACAGUGACAUUUAUUACCUUUUGAAAGCACGUCCCUGACGUUCACACAUUUUUGCAAUUUGUGUCUGGAAUGUGUUUUUAACUAUUUGUUGGACAGUCUCUUUUAUGUUUUAUUUCAUUGGUUAAUGUAUGCUACUACCAAUGGAGGUCAUUACUGAACAUCCAUUAUAUGCAGAGAAAACAGGAACCAAAGUCAAGUGGAUCUAAACAAUGGAAGUAAGCACAAACUUCCUUCACUUCUUAGGUUAGCUAAAGAAGAAAAAACUAGGCAGUGGUUUUAUCUCAGUGGCAUUAAAUUUAUGGAAUAUACAUUAUCUGUAUUAUAGGACUGACAUUGAUAUACUACAAACAAUGUUAGAAAUGAGGACAAUGGCAGAAUUAGAAGCCAUUAUGCCCAGUGCUGCCUAUUGCGUUCAUGACAAAGUCUCCAAGAGCACCAUUAGUCACUUGCCAGUCAUAAUAAAACCAUGGAUACAGGGAAAAUAUUUGUUAAAAGAUGCUACAUUAAAUCUAGUAAACCGUGUGUAUGGUUCUGGGUCUUACACUUUUCUAAUAGUUUACAGUGUUUUUUUAAUGCACUAUGACUGUAUGUACGAUGUUGUUGCUGUAGCAAAUAAAUUUUACCACAGUCACCA